Stegodyphus dumicola is the source of this 1900-nucleotide messenger RNA. Its product is annotated as locomotion-related protein Hikaru genki-like. NCBI's taxonomy places the organism in Eukaryota, Metazoa, Arthropoda, Arachnida, Araneae, Eresidae. The record is from RefSeq and is a predicted model, not a curated record.
AGAUGAAGCGUUCGUUCCUUUUGCUGCUUCUCCUGUUCUUGGCCGUGGAAGGCCAGCGGAUCGCACUGAGGAGAAAGCCUCCGAAAAAGCGGCCGACUCCUCGCCCAAAAUCUGUCACAAUUCCUACGGAUGAUAUCCAUGGGAACCUACCUCCAGGUUUGACAGAACAAACUGUAAGUCGGGAAGGUUGUUCUCCUCCGGAAGUAAUCGUAAAUGGUAGUGUUGUGGCGGAAAAUAAUAACGACUUUUCCACCGUCCAGGAGGUCCAGUUCGUCGGACUGGUUGGUAGACGUGACCAGAAAAGAGUUUGCAAGAUCAAGUGCCUGAAUGGAGUUUGGGUCGGACCUUAUUGCACUGAAGAUGGAAAAACCCUGAAACAAAUAAUGCGCCGCUGUACUAUCCGGUUGACUGACGCUGAGCUUAUCGGAGUUACAGAUGACGGCCGGACGUUAAUGCCUGACGUAGAAAUAUCUCUUCCCCAUGACUCGGAGAUUCAUCUACGCUGCGUGGAGCCAGGUCUGUACAAAUUUAUCGGCAAUGACACUCUUUUCUGCGAUGAUGGAACGUGGACAGACGACUUACCAUACUGCGUCGCCACUACCAUGCAUCGUAAUUUCUCAAUGCAAGCUCCUCCUACAAUUCUUUAUCAUGUUGUAUCUGGAGACGCAGGGCUGACAGAAAACGGUUCCAUUGUAGUUUUUCCUGGUACUAUCAUCAACAUUGAUUGCAUCUUCCAGAGACAGUAUGGAACUCCACAGUGGUCCUGGACACCUACGCACAGACAAUAUCCGAGUUCUUGGGCUAUUACUGCUGAGGAAAAGAACUGGAAGUUCCGCUUAUCUAUUUAUUAUGCUAAAGACCAUGAUUCUGGAACUUACACAUGCACUACUCCUCAUGAAAUUAGUAAUGAAGUUAACAUAGUGGUCAAAGAUGUGCACUGUCCAGCGAUACGUUCUGUGGAUCACAAUAGAGUGAUGGCAGUAGAAGGCAACAGAAUGCACAGCAAAGCACGAUUUGCAUGUAUGGAAGGAUAUGAACUUGUUGGUCCAGAAGAAAUAACUUGUCAAGCAUCAGGACAAUGGUCAGAUGAUGCACCCCAUUGCGAAGUUCUCGAAUGCCCGCCUCUUGUGUCUGACAGCUCACACCUGAUUCUGACUACAAGAAACAGAACGUACGGCACAAGAGUUGAAUUCUCUUGUCAGACUGGUUUCAAGCUGUCAGGAGCACCAUACCUCAAUUGUCUCAAAACGGCUAACUGGUCUGAUGCUACACCAACCUGUAAUCCUAUUACAUGUAAACCUCCAAUAGUACCUCUUAAUGGUCGAGUUCUGGAUACGGGCAGAUACUUAGCAGGAGACUUUGUUCAAUACACGUGCAAUGCUGGCCAUGUGAUUGUUGGUGAGCCAGUCGCUAUUUGUACUGAUCAUGGUGUCUGGUCCCAAGCUCCCCCUACAUGUAAAGCUGCAUGUGAAUUUCCAGGCGAACCUUCUAACGGCCAAGUUAUACCAACAAAAUUCCACUACGACAUUGGAGAAUCUGUUUUAGUUGGAUGUCAUCCUGGAUAUCGCGUUCUAGGUUUCCAAAGGCUACGCUGUACGUCAUCAGGUCACUGGUCUAGCCCAUUGCCCCACUGCAGACCAUAUUUACAAACAUAAUUUCGGUCGUCUGGAAAAUGUCCCUAUUCUGUCUAAAAUAAUUUUAGACUAGUGCUAAAAGCAGUUUAUAAAUCGCAAAUAUUUUGCAGGAACUUCAGAAACGCAUUUACAAAACAUUCGCAGAAGGAAGAACUUAGAACAAACGGGGAUCCAAUUUUUUAAGAUUUUUUUAAUUUUCAAAUGAUAGUCCUAAUAUAGAAAUGUAUAUAACUGUACCAUAAAGCUAUAAAAAUAUGAAAAUACCA